GUGCUGUACAUGCACAUCGCGAACGUGGAAAAGCUGCCCCUAAGCACCACUGGUUCGCCGUUGCUGAUACGCUGCAAGACGUUCCUCUCGAUCACGUUCGUCAUACCGAAGGAGCGCGAAUGUCAUGACGUGUACACUACGCUGACGAAGCUGUACCAACCGGUACACAUCAAGAACCUGUACUGUUUCCAGUACACGACAGCCGCGAAGGAGUUGCCCAAGGCGGCCGGUUGGGACUACUUCAAGCUGGAGCACGAGUUCAAGCGAAUGCGUGUCCCGAACGAGCAAUGGAGUGCCUGUGCGCUCAAUCAAAGCUACGAACUGUGUGACACGUACCCGCGGCAGAUUUACGUGCCGGCCGAUGCCAACACGCAAAUCCUGCUCGGCAGCUCGCGGUUCCGCUCGAAGGGCCGCUUACCGGCGCUUACCUAUUUGCAUUCCAACAAGGCGUCGAUUUGCCGCUGCAGCCAACCGUUGUCCGGCUUCAGUGCCCGCUGUCUCGAGGACGAACAGAUGCUGGAAACGGUGCGCAAGACCAACCCCAACUGCAACUUUAUGUACGUCGUGGACACGCGGCCAAGGAUUAACGCCAUGGCAAACCGAGCCGCUGGUAAGGGCUACGAGAACGAAGCCAACUACGAAAACAUCAAGUUCCAGUUUCUCGGUAUCGAAAACAUCCACACGAUGCGCACCAGCCUGCAGAAGCUGAUGGAGUGUUGCGAACAAAAGUCGCCUACCAUGAGUGGAUUCUUAAGUGCCCUGGAGUCUUCCGGCUGGUUGAAGCACAUCCGAUCGAUACUGGAUACGUCCUGUUUCAUCGCAAAUGCAGUUGAUAAGGGCAUUUCGGUUGUUGUGCAUUGCUCGGACGGUUGGGAUCGUACGGCACAAGUAUGCUCCUUGGCUGCCCUCAUGUUGGAUCCCUACUACAGGACUAUCAAAGGAUUUCAGGCAUUGAUCGAAAAGGAUUGGCUGGCGUUUGGGCAUAAGUUCAGCGAUCGCUGUGGACACAUUCAGAACGACCCGAAGGAAGUGUCGCCCGUAUUCACCCAACUGCUCGAGUGCACCUGGCAGCUAAUGCAGCAACGGAACGAUGCGUUUGAGUUUAACGAGCGGUUUCUGCUGAUCCUGCACGAUCACGUCAUGUCGUGCCAGUACGGUACCUUUGUUGGUAACUGCGAAAAAGAUCGUCUGGAUCUGCGACUAGCGGAGAAAACGUUUUCACUGUGGGGCUACAUGUCGAACCAUCUAAAUGAGUAUAUCAACCCCCUGUACCGGCCAGAGAUGGACGAGACAAUCAAACCGAAUCUUUCACCGCAAAACAUCAAGUUCUGGCGCGGCAUGUACAGCCGGUUCGAGAGCGGCAUUCACCCACGGGAACCGUUGGAAGACUUGCUGAUUGCCAGCAAGGACCACUGCACCUCGCUGGAGGAUCACGUGCAGCAUCUGACAAAGCGCAUCAACAGCUUCAAGAACAUGCUCUCCAAGUCGGCCAAACGUUUGCAGGGAGGUAGUGCGGCACUACAGUCUCGCUACAACACGGACACGCGCGGACCUAUCGAGGUGAACGAUAACCGGUACAAUUACGAUCGGAAAUUGAGCGAGCUGUCGGCGGCAGAUGACGACCACCCGCUGAAAACGAGCGAUUUUUCCUUCUCUAACCUAUCGAUCUCAGAGUACAACAACGAAGUGGACAAAGUGAACGACGACAUCAACACGGUUGCCGUCGAGUGGAAAUCGCUUCGAUCGGUCGUAAACUGCCCAUCCUGCUCGAUACCGUUUGAUCAAAUCACGAAAAAGAACCACUGCUGGAAGUGUGGUGAAGUAUUCUGCGGCCGGUGCAUCGACAAGACAUUAUCAUUGCCCGGUCACGACAGCGGCAACCCGGUGCCGGUUUGCAGGCAGUGUUUCCGGGUCGUGCAGCAGGUCAGCCCGUAAGGCAAAUGGUUGACGCUCUACGCUACGCAACAACACAUUCCCUAACACUAGAUGUGUAUAGAUUUUAAGUAAUUCCCACGUGCUGCAGUGCCGCAUGCGACCGAUGGUAUUGUGAUGUAUAAACUAAAAAUCGAACGGACUGCUCUGAGGCUACCAAGCAUGUGGGGUAGGAACCGAGCGUGGCAAAGGAUUUCAAAUUGUAUGAACAGUGAGGGAUCAGUGCAACAUUUGAGCCGUUAUAGACCAAAGCAACGUCGGAACGAUGAUAAUACCGUGAAGUGAAAGUGUGGAUGCUCCCAAGUGCUCACAUGGGUGAAAAAUCGGUUAAAAAAGGACAAAAUAUUAGAUGUUAUUUAAAAGUAGUCGUUUAAAAUAGCUACGGUAACGCUAGCAUACCCUAACCUGCAAACGCGCUCACCGAUAAGAGAUAAUGUGACAUACACUGUUAAAACUAUUUCAACUACGCUGAAAGGAUUGUGUAAAGAAAAGCUAUCAAAUAAUGUUUCAUAAUGAAAACCCCUGUUGAUCUUACAAAUGAACGCGAGCUUUUGCUUGGCUUUAGACUCUUGCCGGUAGGGCUGAAAGGGAGGCUUUAUCGAUGGCUGUAAUGGAAGAGGGAAGAGACUCGUACUGCUAGCGACAUAUACGCACAUGGUGUGGUAAAUGAACCCAGCGUUUGCCAGGGUACGAUAUAAUGUUUAUGCAUCUUAAGCCGAUUUACGUGGCCACACGCGAGAUCGAUGAAUGUAUUUUUCGUCAUCAUUUUACGCUUAAUUAUCUGUUGGUUGGUACAUGCCUUCCGUUUCACAGUAUUCGCAUUGGUCAUGGGGAUUACUUUAGGAUGGGUAACCAAAAGUCACAUAGCUUACUAGCAACCGGAGAACCGUUGGAGAGCCCGGCACUAUAUGUAAACUGUAUGUAUGAGAAAAAAAAAAUACAAACAAACAAAAAAGACCUAUUGCUCUCAAGUAAAAUAAACAUAUUUAAUACAGAGUAUA
Molecule: messenger RNA, 2933 nt
Organism: Anopheles nili
Lineage: Eukaryota; Metazoa; Arthropoda; Insecta; Diptera; Culicidae
Gene: Mtmr6
Product: myotubularin-related protein 8
Exons: 7
Coding region: 10-1935 (641 amino acids)
Biological process (GO): dephosphorylation
Molecular function (GO): phosphatase activity; metal ion binding
Source: RefSeq, a predicted model, not a curated record